Molecule: messenger RNA, 6503 nt
Organism: Oreochromis niloticus (Nile tilapia)
Lineage: Eukaryota; Metazoa; Chordata; Actinopteri; Cichliformes; Cichlidae
Gene: mical3b
Product: microtubule associated monooxygenase, calponin and LIM domain containing 3b
Molecular function (GO): protein binding; FAD binding
Source: RefSeq, a predicted model, not a curated record
UUGACCAGCUUUAUAAGUUUCAGACACUGUGAGGACAUUUGACCACACUGACAGGAGUGUGUCUGUGUGAUUAAAGUGGAUUAGUGUGUGCUGGGGAGCAGCAGCAGUCGGAGGCGAGCAGCAGGCGGCUGGCAGCUCUGAGAUACAGAAAGCGAGCUGGAGAUCACAGGUGACAUCAUCAGCAGGUGACAUCCUUCCCAUGGUGCCCUGCAGCCUCAGGGGUCACCAUGGAAGACCAGUCUUUCCCAGAAUGCCAAGCUCAGGAGCUGUUUGAUGAAUUUGUAUCAGCAUCAACCUGCAGGGCGGCAAUGCGCUCCUUCAGCCAGCUUUGUGAACAUCUGCAGCUGGACCCGAGCACUGCCGAAAGGCCACUGUACCGACCGAUUAAACGCCGCCUCAACUACUGGAGGGCGAAUGGUCUGUGGGCCAAGCUGGACCGGAGGGGGGCGCAGGAGGAGUACCAGAGGGCGCGAGCCUGCAGCGAUGUGACUUGUGUUAUCAUUGGCGCAGGGCCUUGCGGUCUGCGGACAGCAGUGGAGCUGAGCUUCAUGGGCGCUCGAGUGGUGCUGCUGGAGAAGAGGGACACCUUCUCCAGGAACAACGUGCUCCACUUAUGGCCCUUCACCAUCCACGACCUGCGGGGCCUCGGUGCCAAAAAGUUCUAUGGAAGGUUUUGUGCCGGCUCCAUCGACCACAUCAGUAUUCGCCAACUGCAGCUUGUCCUGCUGAAGGUCGCCCUGCUCCUGGGGGUCGAAGUUCAUGUCAACGUGGAGUUUAAAAAGCUGGUGGAGCCAGCAGAGGACCAGCACAGACACAAGCUGGGCUGGAGAAUGGAGGUGAGUCCAAAGAAUCACCCUGUGAGUCAGCUGGAGUUUGAUGUAAUAAUCGGAGCAGAUGGACGCAGGAACACACUGCCAGGUUUCAGGCGUAAAGAGUUCAGGGGGAAGCUUGCCAUCGCCAUCACAGCAAACUUCAAGAACAGAAACACCACAGCUGAGGCCAAAGUGGAGGAGAUCAGCGGUGUGGCAUUCAUCUUUAACCAAAGGUUUUUCCAGGAGCUACGACAGGAAACUGGGAUUGACUUGGAGAAUAUUGUGUACUACAAAGACGACACACACUAUUUUGUGAUGACGGCAAAGAAACAGAGUCUAUUGGAAAAAGGAGUCAUUCUGCAGGAUUUUGCAGACACAGAGCUGCUCCUCUCUCGAGGGAACGUUGACCAGAAUGCAUUGCAGGCUUAUGCCCGUGAGGCUGCAGACUUCUCCACCAAUCACCAGCUGCCAGCUCUGGACUUCGCCAUGAAUCACUAUGGUCAGCCUGAUGUUGCCAUGUUCGACUUCACCUGCAUGUAUGCAUCAGAGAACGCUGCUAUGGUUCGCCAACGCCACGGACACCAGCUGCUGGUCACACUGGUUGGAGACAGCCUGUUGGAGCCCUUCUGGCCAAUGGGGACGGGAGUCGCUCGAGGGUUUCUGGCAGCACUGGAUUCGGCUUGGAUGAUACGAAGUUGGGCUCAGGGCGCAGCUCCUCUGGAUGUCCUGGCUGAGAGAGAGAGUUUGUACCGUCUCCUCCCUCAGACGACUCCAGAGAACAUGCAAAAGAACAUCACUCUGUACUCUGUAGAUCCAACAACAAGAUACAUGAACACCAGCCCUUUGACCGUCACACCUGCCCAGGUGAGGCACCUGGUUGACACAGGAGAAGAGGCGGGGCUAACCACAGAUUGCAGUGAUAUCAUCCGGCUCCCCUCCCCAAGAUACAUCAGACAGGAAUCCUUCUCUCAAUCCAAUCAGCUGCUGACUUGGUGUCAGGAACAGACUUGUGGUUACCAUGGUGUUAAUGUUACUGACCUGACUACUUCCUGGAGGAGUGGCCUUGCCCUGUGUGCUCUUAUCCACCGAUACCGACCUGAUCUGAUAGACUUUGAUUCUCUGGACAAGUCGUCAGUGGAAGAAAACACUCGACUCGGCUUUGAUGUGGCUGAACGAGAGUUUGGGAUUUCUCCAUUGAUGACGGUGGAGGAAAUGUCGUCUGUGGAAGAGCCGGACUCUCUGUCGAUGGUCAUGUACCUGAGUCAGUUUUACCAACUGCUCAAAGACUCGCCGCCCCCUGCAGGCUGCCUGAGGCACAUCACUGACCUGCGAUCAGCUCUCAUUGCUCCCGCCUCCCUCCUCAGCCGACUGGGAACCAGUUUGUCCAGGAAGAGAAACCCAAAGGAGCAUGGGGAGGCAUUGGGUAAAAGGAGGAAGACCAGUCAGCAGAGGCGAGAGCAGCAGGAGUCAUGUGACCUGAAUGGUGAUGUUGAGAGCCAGUCAUUUGAGGAGGAGUUUGUGGGUGGGGCCAGUCGAUCCAGAGUUCGUUUAAUGGCCAAUCAGCUACAGGCAAAGCUGGAUGAAAGUUCAUCUACCUGCAGGACAUCUUCUUCUCCUGCUUCUGCUGAUUUCUGUCGACAAGUCUCUUCCAGCUGCAGUCACAUCUGUUUCUUCUGUAAGCAGAGGGUUUAUGUGAUGGAGCGUCUCAGUGCCGAGGGCUUGUUCUUCCAUCGCAGCUGCUUCCAGUGUGGUUCCUGCAGCAGUCCCCUCCGCCUGGCCUCGUACACAUAUGACCAGCACGCCGGGAGGUUUUACUGCCUGCGCUCCGAAUGUCACCUAAGCGCUCCAGCCGUGAGGAAGAGGCCGACGCCGUCUGACAGAGCUGCAUCACACCGAACGUCAAUCGGGUCCCAGAGCUCGGCGCCAUCUCUGUCUGACUCUCUGAUCUCAGCAGGCCGCCGUCCAUCCUCAGCUGCUUCUCUACUGGCGGUGACGCCGGAGAGGAUCGAGCUGGAAAUCUGGCGCCGGAGCUCAGAGGCGGAGCUGCAGGAGGAGCUGGAGGAGGUUUCUGAGGAGGUCCUGAACCUAUUCAACCUGAGCACCGACAAUCAGACGGGGUCCAGGUCCAGAAGUUCAGAGUCAGACAUGGAGGAGGAGGCAGAGGGAGGAGGCUGUGUAACCUCAGAUGAGACGAGAUCUUCAUCGAGAGAAACUCUGCAGCUUUACCUGAGAGUCCAGGAGGAGGAGGAGGAGGAAGGCAGUGACAUGGAGUCCAGCGAUGAGGGGGAGUACGACCCCUGGGAGAUGGAGCGCCGCUCGGGCUUAUGGCUCCUGUUAGAGGAGGAGACAGAGGUGGAGCUUCCUCCUCACAGCUCUGACACACCUGUUCAGCCUGACUCCACCUCUUCCAUGAACUCAUCUGUGACUCCACCCCCUGUCGCCACCACCGCCAGCACAGCCUCCUUCAUCACCACACCUGACUCCCUCACAGUGAGGACGGAGCCAGAGCACCACUCACACCUGCCGUUGUCAUGGAGACACCUGCUGCCAGUGGGCGGGGCUCAUUUGACAACAUCACGCCUGAACUGCCGCAAAAUAGGCCCCUCCUCCUGCAAGAGAAAGGGGAGGGGUCAGAGGAGGACCCAGGGACAUUUAGGAGGAGGAGGAGGAGGGGACGGCGAGAAGCUCAUAGCCUGCCCCCUAGACUCCUCUUCCCCCCCCUGCAGCCUGGGGGCAGGGCUCUCCUCUUUAAGAUGCUCAGAGAGGCUCCUCCCCCUGGGCAGAGAGCUGGGAGGGGUUGGAGCCAGAAAUCUAUUAAAGACUGUGUUUUCUGGAAACAAGAAUGAGGAGAAGAAGAAGGGGGGCAGGACUUUACCUGCAGAGAGGGUGAAGGAGAAAACAGCCAGUCAGAGAUUCACAGAUGUGAGAGCAGAGGUGUCAGAUCUUGAUUCAUCCACUGUGUUGCAGAGAUGUUCCCUGAAGCCCCAAAACAACCUGCGUUUGGAGUUGCUUGACCUGACCAAUGAAAUUCAGAGGGUUGCCAUCGAGGAGGAGGAGAACCAGGAGCCGCCAUACGUUCCUCACGCUGUGGCUUUCAAACGAUCAUACGCCAUCAAGAGACGCCCUCUGAGAGACAGAGUCCCGCUACAGGACUCUGACGGCCAGUCUUCCUGCCCCACGGAGGUGGUGGGGGUCCUGGUCCAGCCGAAGGAGGCAUCCAGUUUGAGCGUGAAGGAAACCAUGUUCCAGAGGGAGUGUGAGGACGACGAUGACGACCUGGACACCAGAAUCACGCGACGGGUUCAGAGAGCCGCAAGGAGACAGGCCAAACAAGAAGAACUGAAAAGACUCCACAAGGCCCAGAUGAUCCAGAGGCAGCUGCAGCAGGUGGAGGAGAAGCAGAGGCAGCUGGAGGAGAGAGGAGUGAUGGUGGAGAAAGCUCUGAGAGGAGAAGCAGAUUACUGGGGAGAAUCCAGCCAAAGCGCAGACAUGGAGCUUCACCUGGGAGGGCUCGGGAAACUGGAUAAUCCGCCGCUGAUGCAGCAGUGGUUCCUGCUGGUCCAACAGAAGAACGCUCUGGUCCGAUAUGAAGCUGAGCUCAUGAUCUUCGCUCGAGAGCUGGAGCUGGAGGACCGGCAGAGUCGUCUGCAGCAGGAGCUCAGAGAGAGGAUGGCUGUGGACGACCACCUGAAGGACGAAGAGCAGCUGGCUGAGGAGCGUCUGAUCCUGGAGGAGAUGCUGGAGGUGGUUGAGCAGAGAGACUCUCUGGUGUCCCUGCUGGAGGAGCAGCGACUGCAGGAGCGACAGGAAGACAGGGACCUGGAGCAGCUGAUGGUGUCCGGAGGACUGGGACUCACCUGGACCUGAGGCAGUCAGACUUUCUGUCUCACCUGUCAGAGGUCUUUUAUUUGCCUGCCUGCGGGGAUGAGAUGUGUAAAACUGCAAACUGUCAAGUUGACCUGAGGAGACUCUGCUUUAGUGCAUGUAAACUGUCCAGUUGGAGAGAAACAAUUACACUUAUUAACUUUUUAAAAUGGAUUCAUAAAAACUACCCACGAGCAGAAACAGGAUGUCUUACUCUGAAAUCAGCUGACCUCUAAUGUUUCCUUAGAGGUUAGAGUCAUCAGAGCAACUUGAUGGAUUAAAUCCAGCAGAACCCAAACAGAUACAGGAUGGUCUGAAUUGAACCAUCUAAUCAGGUGUGAUGAUGUCAUUUACCCCAGAGAAGAUGAGAAAACCUCCACUUUUCUGACUGCAGGAGUUAGCAUUAAUGCUAACAACCUGCAUUCGCUAUAGUGAUGGAACACUGACAUGGCUGCUAGCCAAUACCAUGCUACUGCUACUGCUAACCAGCUACCAUAACCCACUGAGCUAGCUGUGUUGCUAGCUGGAGUAAAAGUAAGCUAAUCUAAAUGAAGAGGUGUUUGUGCAGCUUGUCCUGCUGCAGAGUUUAAAUAUUUCUAACUCCUCUAGAGAGGACACAAGAAGUCAGCUCAUGCCACAAAAGAAGUCACCAAAGGUGGACUUUAGCUCUCAAUGCUGAGCUAUCUUAAAACUCCAUUCUUUCUACUGACAACAGGGGUAGACUCCUCUGACCUGAGCUCAGUAAACUCUUUCCUGAGGAGUUUACAGUCUCAGAUGCUGGUUUGAAGUCAGACCAUGGGGGGCAGUGCUAAAACAGCUUGAAACUGAGGUCCAGUUUAAGAUAAAGAAGGAUUAUUUUAAAGAUCGAUUAUGCAAAGCUGCCCUAGCAGAGUGUGCAAAUAAAAACUUGGAGCUGGUGAUGGUCCAAUCAUCUGUGGAUCCACAAUCUAAUCAAUAAUCACCUCUUUCACACAGAUUUGAAGAGAAGAAUACAAUCCACAGCAAACGAGUAUCCUUUAUAGGGAUCAGAAUUUAGCAAUUAGAUUCCAUAUCGAUUCUCAUUUGCUCCAUUUUAAUAGUCAUCACCAUGGCUAAGCAGCAUAUCAAAUGCAUUAUAUUCAUGCAUUUGCAUAUUACAUGCUGUGUGUCAAAUGUUAGAAUACAGUAGAAUAGAAUAGCCCUUUACUGUCAUUGUCAUACAUGCACAACAAAAUUGUGGAGGCUCCACCCCAGCUGUCAGGAAUAAAAUAUAAAAACUAGACAGCAAGAGUUCAAGAAUUCAAAAGCGGGCUCAAUAGGCAGGCAGACUAAUGAAUCAAAUUAAUUCUACUAGAAACUGGUCGUCUACAAGAACUGGAUCUCGAUACCCAUUCCUAAUAUUUAGAUAUUAAAACAGAGUAUUUAAACCCUUUGAGACCAAACCCUCUGGUCUCAUAUCACUGUUUUAAAAACUCUUUUAUAAAGUUUAGGCACUCUUAAUUAAGCUAACACUUGCUAAAGAUGUUUGAGCAUUUCACAAACAGCAUUUGUGGCCCUUUAGUAACUCAGGUGACUCCUGAUGAUGGCUGGGACCUGUGGACGUGGUUUUUGACUCAAAAAGUUUUUUUAACGAAAACUUUAAUAUUUAAUAAAAAAUGUUUUAAAACAUCUGAUGAACCAUGUGACCCAGCCUCAAUGACAUUUUUAUUUAACUGAUUAUUGAUUGUGCCAUCAGAUCACCUGUGUGCCUUACCUGCCACCUGAUCAAUAACAUGUGUUCAUGCAACGAUGAUGGUUAUUACUGUAACUCUGACUCUGUGCUGUGAAAUAAACCUCUCAUUUCUGACA